AAACAGAAAGGCAAUUGUCCCGGCAGUGAGGCACGGAGAGGCUCUAUGAAUAGAUGGAGCAAAUCCAAUGGAAGAAGCUGAGAUUCCGGCAAAAGAUCUUCCUAUAAGCCUCGUGUUCGGCAAAUAGAGCUCUCCGGAGGGAGGAUCAAAGCCGUCUGAACGCCAUUCGGAGAAUGGUAACCCCCCAUCCGUACGUAAGAUGACUAUGUCAAGUGCGGCACAUACCCAGCGGUACCCUGUUCAUCAGUGAAUGCAGUUCGCCCUGGUCUCGACAUCGUCUAUGGUCGAGCUUUUACGUACCAAAAAGUUCUCAUACCUUCCAUUACAAUGACUUCACACGAGCGUCCACAUAUCAUAUUUGGCACUGCGGCCUUUGGAACUGGAUCACCUCUGGCCAAAAUUCAAGAUGAGGAAACUGCAGUGCCGAUUAUUGCCACCCUCCAAGCUAGAAAUGUGACCGAUGUGGAUACAGCUCGCGCAUAUCCCGUGGGCUCUCCAGGGGCAGCAGAAAGACUUCUUGGUGAGUUAGGAGUUCCUACCUGGGCCAACCUCUCGACCAAGGUCAAUUCUUGGGCGCCUGGCACCCACACUGCGGAACGAAUCCAGCAAAGCGUGGCGGAGUCGUUCGAAGCAUUGAAGACGGACAAGGUGGACAUCAUGUAUCUGCAUUCACCGGACCGCCUUACUCCGUUCGAGGAGACAUGCCGAGCCAUGGAUGCUGAAUACCGCAAAGGAAAGUUUGCCCGUUUUGGCAUCAGUAACUACAAAGCAGAUGAAGUCGAGGAGAUCGUGACGAUCUGUGAGAAGCACGGCUUUGUCAAGCCUAGUGUGUAUCAAGGCCGAUACAAUCCUGUCAUCCGAUCUGGGGAAACGCAUUUGUUUCCUGUCCUUAGACGCCAUGGGAUUAGCUUCUAUGCAUAUAGUCCAGCUGCCGUGGGUCUUUUCACAGGAAAACUCUCGCAGGACCCGAGCCAACUUGUCGGAUCCCGAUGGGAUGGCAGUACUGCCUCGGGAAAGAUCUAUCAUGACGCUUAUUACAAACCGGCAGUGAUUGCGGCAGCUCAGAGAGUAGCAGAUGCAGGUGCAGCAGCUGGAGUUAGUGGACAUGAACUAGCAUUGCGGUGGACGGUCUACCACUCGGCAUUGAGCCAUGAACACGGGGAUGCGGUGCUUAUCGGCGCGUCAAGUUUGGCACAGCUGAUUCAAAAUCUUGAUGCCGUCGACGCGGGUCCCUUGAAUGAAGAACUGGCGAAGUUGGUCAGCAACGUGGGAGAUCUUGUCGUGGAUGAAGCAGCUGCAUACCACGUUUAAUUAUGGUACCACCUCCCCGGGGGGUGUCGAUUGUGGU
Molecule: messenger RNA, 1348 nt
Organism: Aspergillus pseudotamarii
Lineage: Eukaryota; Fungi; Ascomycota; Eurotiomycetes; Eurotiales; Aspergillaceae
Product: aldo/keto reductase family protein
Exons: 4
Coding region: 328-1311 (327 amino acids)
Cellular component (GO): cytosol
Source: RefSeq, a predicted model, not a curated record